Molecule: messenger RNA, 624 nt
Organism: Dipodomys ordii (Ord's kangaroo rat)
Lineage: Eukaryota; Metazoa; Chordata; Mammalia; Rodentia; Heteromyidae
Product: TAF6-like RNA polymerase II p300/CBP-associated factor-associated factor 65 kDa subunit 6L
Exons: 5
Coding region: 10-624 (204 amino acids)
Biological process (GO): RNA polymerase II preinitiation complex assembly; transcription initiation at RNA polymerase II promoter
Cellular component (GO): SLIK (SAGA-like) complex; transcription factor TFIID complex; SAGA complex
Molecular function (GO): transcription coactivator activity; protein heterodimerization activity; RNA polymerase II general transcription initiation factor activity
Source: RefSeq, a predicted model, not a curated record
ACUGGGGCCAUGGCGGAGCGAGAAGAGCGGCGGUUUGUGGAGAUCCCACGGGAGUCGGUGCGGCUCAUGGCCGAGAGCACAGGCCUGGAGCUGAGCGAUGAAGUAGCAGCUUUGCUUGCGGAGGAUGUGUGCUACCGUCUCCGAGAGGCUACCCAGAAUAGCUCUCAGUUCAUGAAGCACACCAAACGGCGCAAGCUGACAGUAGAGGACUUCAACAGGGCCCUCAGGUGGAGCAGUGUGGAGGCUGUGUGUGGAUAUGGGUCCCAGGAGGUGCUUCCCAUGCGCCCUGCCAGGGAGGGUGAGCUCUAUUUUCCUGAAGACCGAGAGGUGAACCUGGUGGAGCUGGCACUGGCCACCAACAUUCCCAAAGGCUGUGCUGAGACGGCUGUCAGAGUUCAUGUCUCCUACCUGGAUGGCAAAGGAAACCUAGCACCUCAAGGAUCAGGUAAGCCUGAGGGGGCCGGGCGGCGCUGCCGCGGGCGCCUCUUCCAGACUGCGUUCCCCGCCCCGUACGGGCCCAGCCCGGCGUCCCGCUACGUGCAGAAGCUGCCCAUGAUCGGCCGCACGGGCCGCCCGGCCCGCCGCUGGGCGCUCUCGGACUACUCGCUGUACCUGCCGCUGUGA